Cokeromyces recurvatus is the source of this 1006-nucleotide messenger RNA. RefSeq names its product WD40-repeat-containing domain protein. Lineage: Eukaryota; Fungi; Mucoromycota; Mucoromycetes; Mucorales; Mucoraceae. The record is from RefSeq and is a predicted model, not a curated record. Gene Ontology annotation, biological process: carbon catabolite repression of transcription. Gene Ontology annotation, cellular component: nucleus; cell division site; cell tip. Bases 1 to 906 code for a protein of 301 amino acids. Gene Ontology annotation, molecular function: protein binding. The transcript is spliced from 8 exons.
AUGGGUAUCAUGAAUGCCUCGAGUGUGACGAUGAUUAAAUGGAUUCCAGGCUUUGAAGACACCUUUAUGGCUUCCUUUGAAGACGGAUCUAUUUUGAUAUUAGAAAAGGACCGAGAUGAUCAAAGUUUUCAUUUUCAGAUCACGAAGCCAAAUAAAUUUAAUAACAAAUAUAAUCCAAUAGCCCAUUGGCGUGUAAGCAGGAAAGGGAUUGUAGCACUUGCGUGUUUUUUUUUUCUUAAUAGCUUUUUCAUUUUCACCAGAAAUCAGCAUUUAGCUAUAGUUGGGAAAGAUGGAUUAUUAAGAGUUAUUGACUAUAUAAAUGAAUGGCUAUGUGAUGUGUUUGUAGGGUAUUUUGGUGGAUUGUUAUGUGUAACUUGGAGCCCCGAUGGACAUUAUAUCUUGACAGGUGGUCAAGAUGAUUUAGUGACAAUUUGGUCAUUUAAAGAGAAAAGAAUUGUAGCUAGAUGCCAAGGUCAUAAAUCAUGGGUGACAGAUGUAGCAUUUGACCCUUUAUAUUGUGAUGAUACUGAGUAUAGGUUUGCAAGUGUAGGUGAAGAUUGUAAACUUUUAUUAUGGAACUUUUCAGUCAAUGCUCUUCAUAAACCCAAACAGGAAAAGGCCAUCUCUUUUGGAAGUAGUAGUAGUAGUAUUAGUAGUAAUAGUAAUAAUAAUGGAAGCAGUAAUAAUACUAGUAAUGAAGUUAUUGCUCCAUUUACACCCUUAACGACACAACAUACUAGAUUGCCUACUAUUCAUCCGCUAUUGUUUAAAACGCAGGUACCGUCUUUACAGCCAAUAGUGAAGCAAACUAUUCAUCCUGAUCCAUGUGUUGAUGUUAUAUUUACUGAGGAUGAAAUUUUAACUACGGAUCGACGAGGAAGGAUUCGUUCAUGGAGUCGACCUUGAAAAAAAAAUGUCUUUGUAAACUACUGUAAAUAUAUUUCAGGAACAAAUUAACAUGUUCCUUUUUUUCAAAAAAAAAAAAAAAAAAAAAAAAAAAAAAAAA